GGUCGAGGGGUGUUCAAGAAGUUGCGUGUCGGCUUGGAAGAAUAUUUUUAAAAAAAUUAAAAUAUAGAAAUUAAUAUUAAAAAGCUGAAACAAUGGCGUUAAGAACAUACGGAGAUAAGCCUAUAAGUUUUCAGGUUGAAGAAAGUGGUGAAUUUUACUGUAUUGGAUCAGAAGUCGGAUCAUAUCUACGACUAUGCAGAGGUUCUCUUUACAAAAAAUAUCCUGGAAUGCAUCGAAGAACGCUUUCAAAUGAGGAGCGGAAGAAGUUAAUGGAGACCGGCAUAAGUAAUCAUCUUUUUGCCAGCUCCGUGUCACUCUUAAGAGCGACUGAAGUUCAAGAAAUUAUCGAUGGUAAUGAUGAAAAGUAUAAGGCAGUUUCGGUUCAUUCAUCAGAGCCAAGUAUACCACGUGAGAACAAUAAAGCAAAGAAGCAAGCUCCAUGGAUGCCAACAAUGCCAAAUUCAAGUCAUCUCGAUGCAGUUCCACAAGCAACGCCCAUCAAUCGUAAUCGCGUUUAUAACAAGAAAGUUCGAACAUUCCCAAUGUGCUUCGACGAUACUGAUCCAACUGCUAAUUUCGAGAACUCAGCGCAAUCUGAAAUGUUGGUUCCAAUUCGUCUUGAUAUGGAACUCGAAGGACAAAAGCUUCGAGACACUUUUACAUGGAAUAAGAAUGAAAGUAUUAUCUCUCCAGAACAGUUUGCAGAGAUUUUAUGUGACGACUUAGAUCUGAAUCCUGUUCCAUUUGUACCAGCGAUUUCUGGCGCGAUCCGACAACAAAUUGAAGCUUAUGUAACAGAAUCGAUAAUUGAAGAGAAUUGCGAUCAACGAGUCAUCAUUAAGUUAAACAUUCAUGUCGGUAAUACAUCGUUAGUUGAUCAGAUCGAAUGGGACAUGUCGGAGAGAGAUAAUAACCCCGAAGAAUUUGCAAUCAAACUUUGUGCUGAGCUUGGUUUGGGCGGUGAAUUUGUGACUGCAAUCGCUUAUUCGAUUCGAGGUCAACUUUCAUGGCAUCAACGAACAUACGCGUUUAGUGAAGCUCCACUUUCAACAGUUGAAGUUCCAUUCAGAGCUCCAUCAGAAGCCGAAUCAUGGGCUCCAUUCCUUGAAACACUCACGGACGCUGAAAUGGAGAAAAAAAUUCGCGAUCAGGAUCGAAAUACAAGAAGAAUGCGUCGUUUGGCAAACACAACUUCAGGUUGGUAAAGACAAUUCAUCGACAUUCAAAUUCAAUUUAUUAUUUGUGUUUAAUUAAAUUAAAUAAACUAUAAGCGUAAUAUUAAAAUC
Clunio marinus is the source of this 1286-nucleotide messenger RNA. The record is from the annotation of a GenBank genome assembly. NCBI's taxonomy places the organism in Eukaryota, Metazoa, Arthropoda, Insecta, Diptera, Chironomidae.